GAUUCACUCAUUCUUUCCUAGAGUCAUUAAAAUUAAUCGUAACGUUCGGGCGGUGAAGAAGACAAGGUAAAUCCAUCGUAAAAGAAAAAAUCAAAGAAUUUAGCAACAUGUGAAAGAAGAGCGAAGGAUGUUGAAAUGGCAGUCGAGAUGAAACAUUAUGCAAUGCUUUUCCAUAUCAUUAUUCCGUUAACAUUUUUAUGCAAAUAUUCAGUGGAUGCCGAUACUUUCGUUUCACAACGAAAUGGAAAAGAUGAUGCGUCCUGUGGAACAAUCCUCCUUCCAUGCUUAUCUCUCCAAUAUACAUUUGCCUACAAAAUAAAACCAGAAGAACACAUUCGGUUGGAUGGAGGAGAAAAGAAACCAUACGUGUAUGUUGUAAACAAACCAAUUCAUAUCGCAAAUGAAAUUUCUAUUAAAAGUUACCAAAACAGUUUCUUUCGCCCUAUUAUAUUCAUGGUAAAACAAAACCAAACAAUAAAAGAGUACAUGUUCUUAAGUGUUGGGAAAAAGAAAAUAACACUCCGCGUGGAAAACAUCGACUUUCAAUCCACACCUUUGCUGAUGUUCAACACAAGCUGUGACGUAGCUAUUUCUAAUUGCAGCUUUAACGGUACAUCAACUACCGUUAUUCGUCGGUACGCUGUUAGAUAUAAAAGGUGGUCAAAAUUCGUUAAACUUCGGAUAUCGUACACUACUUUUAAAAAUGUCACAGCUAUCUCUUUAUCUCGAGCUGUUCACAUUAGAUUAGUUAUAUAUAAAUGUGUUUUUGAAGGAGAUGAAAAAAAGGCAAUAAUGAGUAUCACACAUAUUUCAAAAACAGGAAUCGUUAGCAUUACGAAAAGCACUAUUUCAACCGGAGUAGGACCAUUAAUUAGUUUUGAUAAAAAUUGUGUUUCAUCGGUUAACAUCUUUAAUACAACUUUUUAUGGAAAUAAAUUGAGAAAACGUUCUGUGAUGUAUGGGUUGCUAAUUAACUUUUGCGUAACAGUUCUAGUUUCAGAAUCAGCUUUAUCAAAUUACAGACAGUCUUCCAUUUAUUUUAACUAUGUUAAGAAUGCCAAAGUGAUAAAGUGUUCUUUUAAAAAUAACCAAGGCUUUUACGGAGGUGCAAUAAGAAGUCGACGCAGUCAACUUUACGUUCAACAAUCUAGUUUUUCGAACAAUACAGCUAGUAACGGAGGAGCCAUUCACAGUUUACUCAGCAAAACAUAUAUAACACAGUGCACAUUUUUUUACAACGCCGCUAACAACUCUGGUGGAGCCAUAUAUGUCAGCUCAUAUAACAUUCAUAAUGUGGACCUGCAAAUAUAUAAUUCUGUGAUGUACGCCACGGCUACAAAUACUUUUAUCACCGGAUUAUUAUUGCGAUCUAACGUUAUUACGCUUCUGAAAAAUGUAAAGUUCUUGAUAUUAAACUCAUUAAUAGACGCGCCAUCUAUACUUGAAGGUUUUAGUUUUGAAAAAGGUUUGAAUAGACAUCAUAAUGGCUUUCAGAAUGUGAGUUUCUACUGUCCAAAUAAUUAUGAUUCUUUUCUUCUAAGUACCACUGAAUCAAUAACAUCUGCUCAGUGUCAUCGAUGCUCGAGAGGAAUGUACAACAUAAACAAAGGUAUAGUCAUGAUUGUAGGAAAAUCUAGACUAAAAAGAAAUAUUUUUCUUACAACGAAAUCCAACUUUACAUGCUUUAAAUGCCCUGCUGGAGGCAAAUGUGAGGAGAAAGUUCGAAGUCGAGCAAAUUUUUGGGGCUAUGUGGGUACAGAGUCUCAGGUAUAUUUUCUCCCAUGUCCUUCGUAUUAUUGCUGUUCACAUCAAUGUGAAUCCUAUAAUGACUGCAACAAACACAGGGAAGGGAUUUUAUGUGGAACGUGUAAAAAAGGGUUUCGACUGAAUUUUUAUAAUGAAGAUUGCAUUAAGAACAAUGAUUGCCACAUGGUUUUAUCUUGGUUGUUACUCACAUUUUAUAGCGCAUGUUAUGUGCUUUUUCUGAUGUAUUAUAAGACUCUGUUAACAUUAUUAGUGAAUAUCAUAUCUAAAUAUUUUGUCAAAAGAGACAAAAUUUUCUUUUUGUUCAAAACAAAAAUAUUUAAUUACAGGGAAGAUCCAUUUAGCUAUGCUCUUUUUGACGAAAGCGAGGAAGAAAGUGAGAACGAAGCCAUUGCUAAUAAUGAAUACGGUCUUGAAGUUCUCUCAGACAGGAUCAUGGAAAGAAUGGAGAAAACUGAGGAAAUAAACGAAAUAAAUAAAUUUAUUGGUUCUGAAAUUAAGGCGAUUGGUUAUGGUAUCAAAACAAUUGUAUUCUUUUUCUACCAAAUGGAACUUUUAAUACACAUACCAGCCACAGAACAAGACAGUUACGGUUAUUUACAUCAACUUAAAACCACAAUCUCCAACAUUUUUAAUCUUCAGUUGAUUCAAUUACACCUAUCGAAAAUUUGUUUCGUCAAGAAUCUUGAUGCUGUUUCUAAACGAGUAAUCAAAGUAAACAACGUAUUUAUGCUUAUGUUGGUGCUCCUUAUUGCUGUUGGUCUCAUUUUUUUCAUUCGUCAAAUAAGACGAAAGACAAAAUCAAAAUGUUUCGAACAUCUUAGCCAAUGUCAAGUCAUUGACAAAAUACGAAACUGCUUCAUACAAGUCGCUUUACUUGGUUAUACGAGCGUGAGCACAUUUUGUUUUACCUUGCUCCAUUGUGUAAAAAUAAAUAACCAGAAGCACUUGUUUAUCCAGGGUGACGUUAUAUGUUACACAUGGUGGCAAUAUUGCAUUCUGAUCAUAACACUGUUAUGGGUUUUUCCAUUUGGAGUUUCAGUUUACCUUUCAAUAAAAAUGCUGCAAAGGAAACAACUAAGCGUUAAAGGAUUUUAUUUUUCGUUGGCUUUUCCGCUCUCCUCCUUCUAUUUUUAUUUUCGCAGUGUUUGUCAUUCUGUGAAAUUGAAUAUCACCAGCGACGAACUUACAAAAAUACGAAGCAUAUGUGAAAUCUUUACAGGUGCAUUUAGAUCGAGCACAUUUGGCCAAAUAAAUUGGGAGUCGGUAGUAAUUGUUCGGCGGUUACUGAUUGCCGUCAUUUGCAAUUUUGUGAUGAAUCCAGUUGCACGAAUGAUGUUAACGAUACCUUUGCUGUUAUCUUACCUUGUUCAUCAUCUUUACGUGUCGCCAUAUCGUAGCAAGUUUUUAAAUCACUUAGAAACUAUUUCAUUGUCAUUUUUGUUGAUAAUCAAUGUGGAGAACUUGUUUUUUGCUUUUGUUUACAUGAACGAUCAAUCAAGUGUACCAGGAAUCAAUGCAAUCACAAAAGUUUGUGUUUGGAUUCAACAUAUCAUUUUAACAGCACCGUUCUUAAUUAUUAUUGUCAUUGUUGUUGUUACUAUUUUGAGGAUGACAGUUUUCGCAAUAAAAACAUGUAUAGGACGGUGCAUAAGGAGGUAAAGCAUUUUUUGAGCACGUUUUGAACUCAAGGUAAUGGUCGCUUCAAUUCACUUCUUAGCAAAUUUAAGUACCUCCUUAUUCAGGCCUGAGCAUCUUGUCUUUCGUAACACCUGACGGUUAUUAGACACUAACAAGAAAAUGGUAUGCGCUUUAAAAAUUGUAAUGAGAAACUAUUAAAGGGCAUUGUAAUUUGUAAAACUUUAUAGGAUUUUGUGUUUGUAAGCAUCUUAAUUUUAUUAUUUUUUUUGUGGUGUUUAUUGGAAAAAUAGUGAGAUUUAAAAAUUACAUUCCUUUAAUUCUCUACUAAGUUUUUUAAUUCCUUAUGGUAAAUAUAAAUCCAAAAAAAAUGUAUAAUUUUUUAUAUGUAAUAGUUUAUAACAACACCAUACAUUAUAACUAUAAUCUUUUUUAUAUCAAUAUAUAAUUAAAAAAACAAAUUCUUUUUAUAUAUCCAAAAGGUUUUAUAAUUCCUAAACAUAAUCAAAAAGAGCUGUAACCGCUGCUCGUUUUGAUAAUAGGAUGAAACGAUCGCAUUUACUGAAAUACCUUUUUGAAAAAAGAAGAUUUUUGUGCUAAUAAAAGUUUGAAAGUAACUCUAUGUUAAUAAAAGCCGUAUUCUGUUUCUCCAGAAAAGAAAAGAAAAUGUUCUUGCUACAAACACACGAAAUGUGAUAUAAAAAGAACUGGCCAAAACGUGGGUUUAUCCACGAGCUACCUAUAUCUCUUUAAUAAUAGCCAAAUUUUGUCACACUCGGCAACACGAAUAUCAAAUGCGAUAUAUUUUGCGACGAGUAAAUUUAAAGGAGGGCAACCCCAUGGAUUUUUCCACGGGUUAACGACUAGUCUAUAAUA
Messenger RNA from Hydractinia symbiolongicarpus, 4278 nucleotides. RefSeq lists its product as uncharacterized. The record is from RefSeq and is a predicted model, not a curated record. Lineage: Eukaryota; Metazoa; Cnidaria; Hydrozoa; Anthoathecata; Hydractiniidae. The coding region runs from base 136 to 3426 and encodes 1096 amino acids. The transcript is spliced from 3 exons.